Parnassius apollo (apollo) is the source of this 894-nucleotide messenger RNA. The record is from the annotation of a GenBank genome assembly. Lineage: Eukaryota; Metazoa; Arthropoda; Insecta; Lepidoptera; Papilionidae.
AUGGCAGUGAAAAGGAGUAAGAAAUUACGUACAGAACCAGGCAAGUCAGUUUGUGCCGCCGAUAUUUUAAUAAAAACAACUAGUAACAAAAGUGUUCAAAAUAAGAAAUCCAAAAGAUUUGAAAACUAUCAGGAUAAUUUUAAUGAUAUAGAAAGCAGCAGGCAAGAUUGUGAGAUAAAUAUAUUAGAAGAAGUGACUACUGAAAGAGACAUAGAAGAAAAUGAGCUCGUAUUGGAUGAUAAAAUGGGAUUUUUUUUAAAAAACACACCUGAACAUAUUGAAACUACCCAGAAGAUAGAACAUGAAGGUAUAGUUUUUCCGUCCAAUAAAUCUAACGAAAUGCCUUCGACGUCAAAUGAAAAUGUUUAUAGAAAUAAUUUACAAAUGUUCCUAUGGUCAAAUAUAUACCAUGUGCUUUAUAAUCCAGAUAGUCUCAGUAAAAUCUGUAUAACAGUUAUAAAUAAUAAUAUGAUUUCCUUAAUAAAUUACACUACUCCUCUAUCACCAAAUGAUGUGCAUUUAUUAAGCAAAAAUCGAAAAGGUGACAAAGAGAACUUGCCAUUUAUAGUGAUAAAUGAUAAUGAUUUGCCACCAUGUUUGCAAUCAACAAAUCAAACAAAUGUUACAAUAACUUCCAAUGUAAAAUUAGACUGUAAGGAAAUAAAAACACAGAAAAACUUAAGGAUCCAAAUAGAUGCUGGUGCUAAAGUUAUUACGCAAUCAGCACUGAAAAUGAAAUUAUUUACAAGGGAUAAAAUAAAUAAAAUAAACAAUGAUUCAAGCGUAACGGACAAAAAUAAUGAAUACAUAAAUAUGCAAAAAGAAGAAAAUACAACACGAAAACGAAAAAGUAUGACUAGAACCACAUCCGUAAAGCGUGAAAAAAAGGAGUAA